Messenger RNA from Sphaeroforma arctica JP610, 2148 nucleotides. RefSeq lists its product as hypothetical. The transcript has 5 exons. The record is from RefSeq and is a predicted model, not a curated record. Gene Ontology annotation, molecular function: GTP binding. Gene Ontology annotation, cellular component: nucleolus. The coding region runs from base 64 to 2019 and encodes 651 amino acids. Lineage: Eukaryota; Ichthyosporea; Ichthyophonida.
CAGAAUGAGGGCGGUGCAGGAGGACAGAACAGACGUGAUAAGGCAACUAUCAACCGCUUGAAAAUGUACAAGUCUGGCGGCAAAGCCAUCCGUGACACCAAAGGACGCAUAACAACUCCCGCUCCAUUCCAGUCGGCAUUGCCAAGUGGAACUCAAGUCCGUGUACAGCCUGACAGAAGAUGGUUCGGCAAUACGCGAGUUGUAGGUCCAAAGCAAUUGGAAGCUUUCAGAGAGGCAAUGGCUGAAAAAGUGAAUGAUCCUUAUCAGAUGCUGCUCAAACAAAGCAAGCUACCAAUGUCACUGCUCACUGAAACUACUAAGCAAGCACGUGCACAUCUGUUGGACACAGAGACGUUUGAUGCCACCUUCGGAAAGAAAGCACAGCGAAAACGCCCUAAACUCGCUACUGGCUGCUUAGAUGAGCUUGUAAAAGGAGUAGAGGAGAAAGAAGACAAUUACGAAGUGACUAAGGAUAGCAACGUAGUCGUUGAUAAUAAGGGUGUCAAAGAGGAGAUUAUGGAUACUAUUUUCACCAAAGGUCAAUCUAAGCGUAUUUGGGGCGAGUUGUUCAAAGUCAUCGACUCUUCAGAUAUUGUUGUGCAGGUACUGGAUGCGCGUAAUCCGCUAGGUACACGAACAAAGCAUAUUGAGAAGUUCUUGAAGAAGGAGAAACCGCACAAACAGCUUGUCUUUAUUUUGAACAAGUGUGAUCUUGUACCUCCCGCGGUAACGCAGAAAUGGGUCAAGGUGCUUUCCGCUGAGUACCCAACACUUGCUUUUCAUGCGAGUGUGACUAAUCCGUUCGGAAAGGGAGCAUUGAUCCAAUUGUUGCGACAAUUUGGCAAGUUCCACAAAGAAAAAAAGCAGAUCUCAGUAGGGUUCAUCGGGUACCCCAAUGUGGGCAAAAGUUCCAUUAUAAACACUUUGAAGAAGCAGCGAGUGUGUAAAGUUGCACCCAUCCCUGGAGAAACCAAAGUUUGGCAGUACAUCACCUUGUUCCGCAAAAUCUACCUCAUCGAUUGCCCCGGAGUUGUGUAUCCGUCGAACGAUUCCGAGACGGACAUCAUCCUCAAGGGUGUGGUGCGCAUUGAAAAAAUCACGAACCCCGACGAUUCGAUCCAAGAAGUUCUCGGCCGUGUUAAGAAAGAUCACCUCAAACGGACGUAUGGCGUGGACACCUGGGAGCACGCUGAGGAUUUUCUGGAGCAGAUGGCCAAGAAACGUGGACGUCUGUUACCCGGAGGCGAGCCCGAUCUACGAGCGGUGGCCAAGAAUGUGUUACACGACUGGCAGCGAGGACGUUUGCCGCAUUAUGUGCCACCUACUGAGGCUAUGGUACGGGCGGCAGAAGCGGCCGAGGAGGCACGCACAGGGAAGGUCAAGAGCAAGAAAAAGGCCGCCACAGACUACCUGAGCGUCAAGCAGAAGCUGGAAAAGCUACAGGAGGUUGAGGUCAAGUCCGUAACCGGAGACGAGUCUGAAUCAGAAGAGAAUGGUAUUGAGAAAGUGGAAGUGCCACCCAAGGAUGGUGCUAAGGCAAUCGACUUGAACGCAGUUGAUGAUGAUGCUGAGGAUGUGGACUGGGAUGAUGUCUUCGCUGAUGCUGUUGGCGAAGAGGUCGACGUGUUCACUACUACUGAAGCGACGGCAAUCACUGAUAACGAUGUUGUGGAAGGCGAUAUCAUGAGAGCCAAGGUUAUGGCUCUGGAAACCGCCGAUGAAGUUGAGGCUAUAGAAGAACCAACUACAUCAAGAAAACGAAAAUUAGCCGCCGACGAGGUGGUGGUGGCGGAUGGGGCGAACGCUGCAACAAAGGUAGUCGACAAACGCAAAACUGCGAAGAAAAAUAAGUUCACUGUCUCAAAAACCGAUGAUGAAGUUUCGGCUGUUGCUAAUAAGGCUAAACGAGUUUCGACCACGAAGAAGAAGGCCAGCAACUACUACUCCGAUGCGAAUGUGAAGAAUAAGAAUAGAAACGAGAAGAAGAAACAGGGACGCAAGGGUCGCGAUAGACAAUAAAUCGAAUCUCUGCUAGGGAGUGCGAACACCCCCUGCGAGUCCAUCUGUGGCAUGAGGUGAAAGGACCUGAGUUACACGCACACGAUUUGUAAAUAAGUAUUUAGUUUAAUAAAUUAUAAAUAUAACUGG